UUGGCCAACUAUCAACAUUUGUGGUUGUUAAUGCACUUCUAAGUAAUUGUGCAUCAAAGACCUACGAUAGGAUGUGAGCACUUCGAACUCUAGAGGUCUCCAUCCUUCAGUAUGCAGCCGCAUCCACCUAUCGGGCUUCUGCCUCAAAUGUUGUAGUGCAGCCGUAUAUGAAAGGAGACCGCUCAGAGCCACUUAAACAGACGGAAUCCGAGGCAUGCACGCGUCCCGGACCACACAGUCAGGAAGGGAACUUUGAUUAAAAGCGGAUAAUUAGGAAAAUGAGAAAAAAUAUCUGCAUUAUUACGCGAAGGCAUUGACAUUUCGAGUGUUCAAGAUAUGAUGCCUGUCCUUCGACUCAGCUCCAUGUAGAUUCUGUCAUCUCUCCUAUUUCUAAUCUGCCGCUUCAUUGUGAAUGUACACUUGGGUCACCCGCAUGAAAUCUAAGGCAGUCGGAGCGCAUUGUUUCCAGCUUCGUUGCAUGGGAUUUGCAGUCGUGUCCGGAGCCGUGAUGUCUACAACAUUUCACUCUUUGUUUUUGGUGCUGCUGACUAUGUUGAUGGUCAGUGCCCAGACAGAAAUGAAGAAAGUCGUUGGAGAUAAUGCCACCCUGCCGUGCCACCAUCAAUUCUGGCAGUCCAAUGCGCAGUCGCUUGACAUCGAGUGGCUACUGCAGAAGCCCAGCUCAAAGCAGAGAGUGAUAAUCACAUUCUUUGGGGGCAAUGUGUACACCAACGAGGGGACCGCAGAGGCCAGUCGUCUGUCUUUCGCCGCGGACUACCUGAAUGGAGACGCCUCUCUACUCCUCAGUGACCUGCAGCUGACUGACUCUGGAGAAUACUACUGCAAAGUGAAGACAGGGGGAAAGUACCACUGGAGCCAGGUCAACCUCAUAGUACUGGUAAAGCCCUCAAAGCCGCGAUGCUGGAUGGACGGGAGGCUAUUGGAGGGCAGCGACGUUAAACUGAGCUGCAAAUCCAGUGACGGCUCAGACCCGAUAAACUACAAAUGGGAAAAGGUGCUGGAUAAGGGAAAGAGUGUUGGGAAACUUCCCCCACUGGCGUUGUUAGAUCUGAAGAAUCCUGAGAUUGUCACUCUGCGGAACCUUACAAAGGAAAGUACAGGUGUCUACAAGUGCACAGCUAGCAAUGACGUGGGUGAAGAGAACUGCAUCAUUGAGGUCACCAUGCAAUACGUUCGGGGAAUGGGCAUGCUGGCAGGUGCUGUGGUGGGCGUGUCCUUUGGUGUUCUCCUGAUCAUCUUAAUUAUCUGGCUCGUCUUCCGCAAAAAAGAGAAGAAGAAAUAUGAGGAAGAGGAGACACCCAAUGAGAUCAGGGAGGAUGCGGAGGCUCCCAAGGCCAAGCUGGUGAAGCCCAAUUCUCUGUCCUCGUCCCGUUCUGGCAGUUCUCGAUCCGGGGCCUCUUCAACACAGUCUAUGGUGCACAACAGUGUUACCCAUGGACACCGCCUUCUUCCCCCAGCCAUAGCUGCCCUCAAGGAGAAUGGCCAGCCACCUGGCUUUCAACAGUCCCCACCAGCCUACAACACGGUGGUAAGCCCCAACAAGACCCUCGAACCCCCCGGCACUCCCAAAUACAACAUAAAUUCCAGGCACCAGAUCAUUGGGCCUACUCCCCCCACUCUCAUGGUCCCUGCCCAGACCAAGGCCUUUCAAACUGUGUAGGAAAGAAAGGAGAGCCCAUCCUUCCUGCAGUUGUGUGUAAGACCUGCCCACUUCCCUUCGCUCUACCCCUUCAGACACAAACUACAUGCAACUAGUAAACUGAUGUAAUUAAAAGAAUCAUUGAUAUAAAUCCAAAAUGUUUAAUGAAUGCAUACUUUAAACAGGGAAAAUAAGAAAUGCUUGCCCUCUACUGAAUAAAAAUUAACAAAACGAAGACCUGAGACAGAACUCAUUUCAGUUUAUGUCUCUCGGCUAAGGCAGAACUUAUUUUUAAAAGCAUGUGAAGAAAUGGAGUGCAUAGCGGUGAAGUGGAAGGAAUCCAGAGUGGAGCUUUUAUUUAUUUAUCAAAUCAAAAUGAGGGAAUGAAUGAAUAAGAAGGCAUGAGAAAAGAGAUACAAAAUACCAGGUGCCGAUGGAGACAUGCAGCUGACGACCUGACCUGAGAUCAGGGCAUGCUGAAGAAAAUGCUAAGAGAGAACAAUGUUUCUUUACCACACCACCCAUCAGGAAGACACACUGGAGCUUCCAGCCACUGCUACAAACCACACACACCCAUAACCAAACGCUUGUGUUCCCUGUAAGGAAGAAACCACUACCCAAAUUACCAACUUAAGUUAGUAAGUAAAAACAAUUGUGGAGUGAUACAUGACUUUGAAUAUACUGGGUAUGAAUAACUUUAUAGCAAGCAGUGCUUAGUAUGUGUUUUAUUUUACUCCAGCCACCCAAGUCUGAACAGGUCGUGAAAGAUGACUGACAGCUGUGUCUCAGCCUGAAGUGCCACAAGGGGUCAUCUUUUUAAUUUUGUUCUUUGCCUCCACUGUUUUGCAAUGCUAAUGAAACCAAUAUUGCAUGAAUGUGUGUUGAACAAUGAGGGUUGCCACUAUUAUUGGAUUUGUCAUAGAUGGGUCCAGAGACGCACAUUACCUUGACAUAAGUCUACUUAUACUGACAAAUGGUCCAAGUAGUAUCAAUCAGACCCUGUGCAGUUUUAAUACUAUAGAGUUGUGCCUUUGCAAUCCAUAUCCCCUCUGACAGUAAAUUGCUGUCCUUAUCUUGAAUGCACACGUGGUUUGAAUUAGAUGUUUAAAACCAGCUUUGGGAAUCUACUGUCAAAGCACUGAGACAUGGCUAUAACAGGUUGUACAUCUGUAUAAUGAGACAACAAUCUAUGCCACAAAUAAUGUACAUGUACAUGAUGUUAUCCAAGUGUUUUUUGUUCUGUUGGGUUUUUUUUUACACACAGACACACCAUGCUGUCAUUUAAUUUAAUUAAGAUGGUGGUGUUGGUGGGGGUCAGCCAAUGAGGACAGAAUGCAGAAUACAAAACAAGAAGCUUUGUAUUUGGCCAGGGAAGCAUAUGUGUCUUUAAGGUUGCAGACAUGCUGUGUUUAUUUUGUUUAUGUGACUUGUAUAUCGCAACUGAAUUUAAUUCAGUUUCAAAGGCAGCAAUCUUAUUUUCGCUACUGCCAACAGUAUCUCGAUACUCAAUACAUAAUUCAUACUCAUCCACAGCUCUGGAAGCUAGUCUCAAGCUAGCACCUGCCUAGCAAUGUUGUCUUUUAAUAUAACCACGCACCAGUCUAUUUGUUUAUAAACGGCAUCCCAUCUCUCACACACACACACACACAUUGCAUCUUAGCUUUCACAAAAGCUGAUGCUCUAAGAGUAACAUAUGGAAACCAAGGUUAAAGUCAUAAGCCCACAUUUUCAAGAGAACCUAUGAGAGAAAUGGGAUGUGAGGUAUAACAAGACUGAUAUUGAGCCAGGGUUCUAGGCUUCUCCAUUUAAAUUCCUUCCAUUGCCUAGGAGCUUUAGUGGAAUAUAGGAUGCUUGUUAUUCAGCUAUCAAUUGUUCUAGCUUUUUGAUUCGCUUUCCAGCUACUGGAGGUCUCAAGUGGCAAAUUCCCUAGUUUAUGAACCCUUACAUUCCUUCUAUCAUCUGUGCCAGCUUUGUAGACUGUAAGACUUGCUGUUCUAUCCUAAUAAACCCUGAUAAGCUUUUGUCUGAGCAGAGGUGAACUUAACUAGACUUUUCUCCACUCCAAUUUGCAACACAGACGAAAUGAGUCUAAAAGUGGCACCACUAUGUUAUCAACAUUCAGACUUCAGUGAAAUCAUUCAUGUUUAUGAUUAUUCUACAUUAUAUCGUAAGAAUAUGAGUCUUAUGUAGCCACAGUGUUUGUGUUCUUUAACAGUUUUUGGGAUAAGCAGUUCAGCAUGACAGAUUGAAGCUGUGUUUGGCCAGCCUCUGGAACAGAGAACAUAAUGUGUUGUGACAUUCUGAACGUUCAGGGGCAAAAGCCCAUCUCAGCAAGGAGGAAUACCAAGGGAGCUGCAUGUCAGAAUCCAUUAAGAAGAGGAAGGGGAUUGCUUUGCUUUGAUGUAAACAUAUACCUGUAUAUGGUAUUUAAACAAGUAAUUGUAAAUAUAUCACUGACAGUAUUGUUUUCUAUUUUGUUUCUUAUCAAUUAAUUUACUGUGCUCAUCUUCGGUGAAGCGUUGAGGGUUAUGCUCAGUAUGUCACAAUUUUGUCUGGAUGACAGCUCAACACAAUAUAAAAAAGGGAAAUAAACCGUUCUUUAAUUUUCAGUUACCUGUCGUCAUCUUUGCAGUACAAUUUGAUUAAAACAAUCCAUGUAAAUAUUAAGUAAGAAAUGUAUAUUUUUACGACUUCUCAGUUACUACUAUUUCAUUUGCAAAUAAAACAUUCAAUAACAAGUUA
Messenger RNA from Esox lucius (northern pike), 4402 nucleotides. RefSeq names its product CXADR like membrane protein b (gene clmpb). Lineage: Eukaryota; Metazoa; Chordata; Actinopteri; Esociformes; Esocidae. The coding region runs from base 413 to 1681 and encodes 422 amino acids. The record is from RefSeq and is a predicted model, not a curated record. The transcript is spliced from 7 exons. Gene Ontology annotation, cellular component: membrane; cell surface; cytoplasmic microtubule.